CAAUUUGGCACUGGUGUCGCCAGACUGGAGGCAGGUUGAUCGCGGAGAACCACCGGCUGUGGGAGACAAUGAUGAGGCGGUGAAGUGCUGCUAAUCAAAGUGUAAUUCGCGCGUAUCCUGUCUUAAUUGAUUCAUUAAUUAAAUCACGACCUCUUGUUUAAAAAAAAAAUGACGACGACCACGACAUAUCAAGGGAUGGAGCCCGGCGCAAAAAACAGUUCCAGGAUUUUGCGCCCUCCUGGUGGCGCCUCCAACAUUUCACUCGGUGCAGAUGAGGAGAAAGCUCCCGUCCGGAAAAACAAGAUGGCCUCCAGUGUUUUUGCAGAGCCUGAGGACCCCUAUGCUAAUCGAAGGAACAACCCACCAGGUGGAAAGCCCACGGGGGUGCUGUGUGGUGAGCCGUCCGCCCCACUAAGGAGAGGAGGGAACAACAACAACCACUCAGCAGACGGCACAGAAGGAGAAAAUCCUUUGCGUGAUCAUGACAACAGUGCAGCUGAAGCAGUUCCAGAGCAGCAGCAGCAGCAGGAGGAUGCCCCUCCAGCUGAGGAUCCCAGUGCAGGUCUACCAUCUGGCCGCAGGAAUCCUCCUGGGGGCAAGUCCAGCCUCAUCCUGGGUUGAAUCCCUGGCAACGGUCCCUUUUACCUCCACUUGUCUCUGAACUCAUCAAUUUUGAUUUUUUUUUUCUUCUUUUUUUCUUCUUUUCAAUCAAGGAUACCCAGCCCAUUUGUCUGUACCACAGGAAUCCUGAUGUCCAACAGGCACCAGUGCCCUCCACAUCCUCAAGUGCAUUGUUUUGAUACCUCUUUUUUGGAAAUCGUUUUGUACUGUUUUUAUUUUUUUGUUUUUAUUUUGACAGAAGCACUUUAUGUAUUUCUAUGUAUAUGGUUCAACGUCUGCCUUUGCCCCUCUAAUGCAUUACAUCUGUCAGAAAGGGUAGAAGGAUCACACUUCUCAUAUCAGCCGGUGGUAAAUCCCCCCCUAACUUUAUUGCGACAGCACACGCUGUAGGCGAUUGAACAAGCAGUUUAGAACACGAGCAAAGAAAAACGCUGUCACGUUUUGCACUGUGUUCAGUUCUGACCCAUUGUGCAUGCACAUCUGGCCUGUGAUGUAUGAAUGUGAGAUGAAACAUUACUGUGAAGAUUUUUUUUUAAUUCUUUUUUUUUACAAUUCAACCUGUUUGUUAGUUGUUGUUUUUUGUGUGGAAUAUUUGUUGUAUUGUUGUUGCAUGAAGUUGGAAUCUUUCUACUGAUUAUAGUAUUAAUAUCCACAUAGGAGCCAAAUAUGAGCCACAUAGAUUACUGUCAUUGUGAUCUGAAGGAUGCAAACAUCUGUCUUCAGGUGAGUACUGUAGGUCCCAUGUCAGGUAACUGAAUUGGAAUAAAACCUUUUUUAUAUAGUAGCCACUAACCUUAGAAUAUUGUAACCCCAGUGCCGGUUUUGAGUGCCCCGUGUUUUUAUAGGUAAAAUUUGCUCUAAAAUAAAACAGUGUGUCUGUUUGUGUUAAGCUACAACAUCAAACAAGACUGGGUUUCCUCAUACUGCAUCCUACCAGUAUCACCAAGACCUUAUUUUUCCGUUGCGAGUCAAUGGAAUGUCGUUGGUCGUGACACUGGUGUUUCUGGUAAACCCAUCCUAGAUUUGACAAGUGACCUUAUGACAGCUCAGCCUUUUUUUCUAUGUUUUACCCCCUUAUACAUUAGUUAAUGACCCUGGAAAUAUAGAACGGCCUUUUUGUAGAUUUCAUGUUGCAUUAUUCAAACCAAAAUUCAAACUCCUCCUUCUGUCUUGUUGAGUCAGAAAAAAAAACCUACAUUUCAGGUACAUGAACUACAUGUAUAUCCUGUGGUGUCUAUUUUUAAUGUGUGUUAUGAUGCAAGACAUGUCUGUUUGCAUCCAGCCAAUUUCCUGUUGCUUGAUGUAAGUCACUGCAGAAAUUCGAAUUCAAGAAAUGGCACAAGUGGAAAUUAAAAAGAAUAAAUCUUGA
Scophthalmus maximus (turbot) is the source of this 1990-nucleotide messenger RNA. RefSeq names its product Jupiter microtubule associated homolog 1a (gene jpt1a). The record is from RefSeq and is a predicted model, not a curated record. NCBI's taxonomy places the organism in Eukaryota, Metazoa, Chordata, Actinopteri, Pleuronectiformes, Scophthalmidae. The transcript is spliced from 5 exons. The coding region runs from base 169 to 621 and encodes 150 amino acids. Gene Ontology annotation, cellular component: nucleus.